Messenger RNA from Sciurus carolinensis (gray squirrel), 2747 nucleotides. It is a transcript of the gene Chac1, whose product is annotated as ChaC glutathione specific gamma-glutamylcyclotransferase 1. Bases 246 to 914 code for a protein of 222 amino acids. Gene Ontology annotation, biological process: glutathione catabolic process. Gene Ontology annotation, molecular function: glutathione specific gamma-glutamylcyclotransferase activity; gamma-glutamylcyclotransferase activity. Gene Ontology annotation, cellular component: cytoplasm. The transcript has 3 exons. Lineage: Eukaryota; Metazoa; Chordata; Mammalia; Rodentia; Sciuridae. The record is from RefSeq and is a predicted model, not a curated record.
GAGAAGCAAAGGCCGAAGAUGAUUGGCCCAAAGAGGGUUUGCCCCGCCCCAAUCACCGCGGCAGCUGGCCGCGGUGGGCGGGGGGGGUUCCUCCGCCGGAGGGUUUAAAGGGCACCUCCGUGAGGGCCCCUCAACGGGAGCGACCGACCGGUGCCAGGCCAGGUGUGCGCGUCCGUCGGUCCUUCCGUGCCCGCGCCGGAGACCAGCCCCGGAGGCCGCCCGGGCCCGUCCCUGUGCCCGGCACCAUGAAGCAGGAGUCCGCAGCCCAGAACACCCCGCCCCCCUCGCCGUCCCCGGCCCCAUCCGCGCAGUACCCCGGGGAGGAUGGCGACCCUCCAGCACUUUGGAUUUUCGGGUACGGCUCCCUGGUGUGGAGGCCCGACUUCGCUUACAGUGACAGCCGUGUGGGUUUCGUGCGCGGUUAUAGCCGCCGUUUCUGGCAGGGAGACACCUUCCAUCGGGGCAGCGACAAGAUGCCUGGUCGUGUGGUGACCCUCCUUGAAGAUCAUGAGGGCUGCACUUGGGGCGUGGCAUACCAGGUUCAAGGUGAACAGGUGAGCGAGGCCCUAAAGUACCUGAAUGUGCGGGAGGCAGUGCUUGGCGGCUAUGACACCAAGGAAGUCACUUUCUAUCCUCAAGAUGCACCCGAUCAACCACUCAAGGCAUUGGCUUAUGUGGCCACCCCACAGAACCCUGGCUACCUGGGCCCUGCUCCAGAAGAGGCCAUUGCUACACAGAUCCUGGCCUGCCGAGGCUUCUCUGGUCACAACCUUGAGUACUUGCUGCGUCUUGCAGACUUCAUGCAGCUGUGUGGGCCUCAGGCACAGGAUGAACAUCUGGAAGCCAUUGUGGAUGCUGUGGGCAACAUGCUGCCCUGCUUCUGUCCGACUGAGCAGGCUCUGGCACUGGUCUGAGAGGCUGAGCCCCUGCAGGGAGUGCCCAUGUGGACAUCAGGGCCAGGUGCCCACCACAGUGCUUGAGACAGACUUGAUAACAACCAGAACUCCUGAGAGGACAUGGUGGACAACUGAGGGCUUCUCUUCCUGAGCCCCUGUCAGUCUGCCAACUUCCAGCUCUCCUGCUUGACACUGACUUACUACUUGACACUUUAUUUAUUGCACCAUGUUGGUGUGGUGGCAGGGUGGGUGGGGGGCCUGCCCUGGACAUGGGCCCUGCUGUGCGGUGGCUCCACCUCAGGUCCUGGUGCCUGACCAGAUUCCCCCCAUUGCUGCUGCUAACCCCACACUACCCAGGCCUCCACCUCCCCAGGGAGCCUCUAAGAGCCGUGAUCUUCUGUCCAUCCAGACCAACCACUUCUCAACCUUGGAAAUAUUACCUGCCCAAGUUCCCAGCCAGCAGGAGGGGCAGUGGGGAGUGAGGAGAGGGAGCCCUACAAGGACUGAGGCCCUUGCAAGUCCCACUUACCUACUAGACUCCCAGGGCAGAGCUGGAUCUGAUGCCUAGACAAAACUGCUGAGACGGGGCCUGGGACUCUUACCUUUUUGGUUUUGUUUCCCUAACCCUGUCUGUCUGUCUGUCUAUCCGGACCACUUUUGUGUAUCUGUUGGUCUCUUCCUAAGAAGCUUAUCACUACAGGUCCUGGCUCCUUCCCUCUCUGUCUCAUACUGUUAUCCAUAAAUUGAUCUCUUAUUAUCUCUGCUGUGCUGAAUUGUGGUUCUUUCUUUACAUGAGGUUUGGGGUAAGCAAGAGGUAAACUCUGGAAGUUUCCUAAGGAGGGAAAAGGCUUGGACCCUACACCAGGUCCUCCUCCAGCUGCAGGAACAACUGCUGACUCUUCCUGACGGCUAAGCCAGAACUCUCUGGCUUAUUGCUAAAGGAUCAUGGGGGUUUAGGGUAUGGUGAUGACAACUUCUGGGGCAACAUUGACAGUGGGAUUCUGUGGCCUGAGGACCUGAUGUUCCUUUUACUUUCAGAGUCCAAGUGCUCACUGCUACCUCCUGGGGCUACAGUUAUUGGCUGUCCCUUCUCCUGACCCAAGCUACUAGGACUUGCACAUAAUGGGAUGAGUUGCCAGGUUGCCCUCUUGCUGCUGCUUAUUUACCCGCUGCCUCUCCCUGUAUACUCUUCCUCAUGUUCCUGGUCCCUGGGGGUAGGUGACAGAUCUGCUCCUCCUCAACAGUGAAUGAGUGGCUCCUACUAGGAACUCCUGGACCUGCAGGAUGGGGGUGGGACCGAGAUGACAGGUUUUAGCAGAAGAGUCUCUGUCCAAAUCACCCCUUUCCUCACUACCCAGAGACCUCAAGAGAAGUACUCAGUUCUCUGAGCACUUCACCCUAUGAGGGGACAGUCCCCAUGAAAUGAUGGAUGGGGACAGGCUGUGUGGUAUGUGCUGCUGUUGUGGUCAGUGCCCUGGAUUGGUCUGGGUGUCCUCAGCAGGGUCAGUUUUGAUCAAGUUGGGCAAGUGUUGUACCUGGGGAGGGUGCCAUGCUGAGUUGUGUGCCCAGGUUUUGGCAGCCUUGUAAUCUUGGCCAUUGAUGGGAAAAGGGUGGAGUUCAGCCAGGUUCUUCUGGGAACCUGGUCAGGACAACAGAACAAGAGGAGACAGGUGGCAGGGAUCCCUGGGCAGCUACCUCUGGGGCCACUUGUGCCAAAGAAGAGCCCUGCUCUAGGCUGGAGGUUGAAUGGGGUAGGGAGGGCUGCUUGCCAGCUACACAUGGAUUCUCAUUUCUCAAGUCAUUGUGUCAGGCACUGUUCUAGGCACUGAGGAUACAACAAUAAAAGGGUGU